Fundulus heteroclitus (mummichog) is the source of this 5075-nucleotide messenger RNA. RefSeq names its product clathrin interactor 1. Gene Ontology annotation, biological process: endocytosis. The transcript is spliced from 12 exons. The record is from RefSeq and is a predicted model, not a curated record. Gene Ontology annotation, cellular component: clathrin vesicle coat; endosome; plasma membrane. Lineage: Eukaryota; Metazoa; Chordata; Actinopteri; Cyprinodontiformes; Fundulidae. The coding region runs from base 156 to 2114 and encodes 652 amino acids. Gene Ontology annotation, molecular function: phospholipid binding; clathrin binding.
CGGUCGCUGUUCAGAUCAGAUCGGAUCUCCAGUGAGGCGGCGCAGUGGGGUCCUCGUCGUCAGCUACCGGAUUCCACCUCUGGGUUGCGGGGUGUCGUGAAACGGGGGGGCGGCGGCGCAGUUUCGAGGUGGGGAGCCCGCAGGUCCGUGCGGAGAUGCUGAACAUGUGGAAAGUCAGGGAGCUGGUGGACAAAGCCACUAACGUGGUGAUGAACUACUCCGAGAUCGAGUCCAAGGUCAGAGAAGCUACCAACGAUGACCCCUGGGGGCCUUCUGGACAGCUGAUGGGAGAGAUCGCCAAAGCCACGUUUAUGUACGAGCAGUUCCCAGAGGUGAUGAACAUGCUUUGGACCAGGAUGCUGAAGGAUAAUAAGAAAAACUGGAGACGAGUUUACAAGGCCCUACUCCUGCUAGCCUACCUGAUCAGGAACGGCUCUGAGAGAGUCGUCACCAGCGCCAGAGAACACAUCUACGACCUGCGAUCUCUAGAAAACUAUCAUUUUAUCGACGAGAGUGGGAAGGAUCAGGGCAUAAACGUGCGCCAGAAGGUGAAGGAGAUGGUGGAGUUCAUCCAGGACGAUGACAGACUGAGAGAGGAGAGAAAGAAAGCGAAGAAGAACAAGGAUAAAUAUAUUGGCGUCUCCUCUGACAGCAUGGGUGGAGGAGGGGGCAGCUUUAAGAACUCGAAUGAAUUAGAUCGGAGUAAGUGGGAUGAGGACUGGGACAAGAGCAGAGGAGCUUUCCCUUUCAGCGAGAAGCUCGGAGAGAUCAGUGAUAAGAUAGGCAGCACCAUCGACGACACGCUCAACAAGUUCAGGAAGAAGGAGCGAGACGACUCACCUGACAGGAUCAGUGACAACGAGGAGGACAGAGGAUCAAGAAACGGGAGGCAGGAAACGAUCGAAUUCAAGGACGAGGAGGAAACCGUCACGACGAAGAGCAUCCAGAUCACGCAAGCGACAGAAACCACGACCACCACGACGCGGAAACGCAGCGGGGCGGCAGGCAGCAAGACGCUGGACCUGGGUGCUGCUGCACACUACACGGGAGACAGGAGCCCCGAGGAGAAGUCUUCAGCCAAGCAGCCUUCCAGCAGUGGACUGGCCGACCUGCUGGUGAUUGACCCUUCACACAGCGAGAGCACGGACACAGGAGGGACUUCAGACCUCAUAGGUGGCUUUGCUGACUUCUCCUCACCUGCAGCCUCUGCCAGCCUCCCAACCUCCACUGCUGCUGCCUCAUCCAAUGGAAAUGGGGAAUUUGGGGACUGGAACGCCUUUUCAGGAAACCCCGCCGCUUCGUCUAGCUCCGCCCCUUCCCAGCCAGUUCCCGACCUGUUCGGCGGCGGACCAUCGCCCACCGCAGCUGCUUCAAAUCCUUCCUCUGUCCCACCGUCUGCUGAGCUCUUUGACCUGAUGAGCGGAGUCAGCCAUCAGCCGACCAAUCAGCACACGACGCUCAGCGCUUCUCAGAGCAUGACCUUCUCUCUGGGAGGGGUGACCCCGGGAGCAUCCGUCGCAAUGCCUGCCAUGCCGCACUCCCGCUCUCAGCAGAACUUGGUGGGCAUGGUGUCCCAGCAGCCAAUGGGAUCACAGCAGAAGGCUGGAGUUGGAAGCCAGGGGUCGUUAGGGUCAACUUGGUCCGACCCAUCCGUCAACAUCAGCCUGGACUUCCUUUCUGCAGGCCUCAACCCCACAAAGACACCACCCACUCUGAACAAUAUAAUCCAGCAACAAGGAGUGCCUCCGGUCAACCUGCUGGCUCAGAAUUUCGGAGGACUGAACCUCAGCUCGCCGCCUCACGUGACUCCCAUCAGACCACCAGCCAAUCCCAUGAUGGCAGGCGGUGCCAUGACGAUGGGCGUGCCUGCCUCCCUGGGUGUGGGCAUGCCGCCUUCCAUGGCCACAGGUUUGCAGGGUGGCAUUCCCGUAAACCAAGGCAUGAUGGGAAUGAACAUAAGCAUGAAUAUGGGCAUGGCGGCCCCUGUGAUGAUGGGUGGCAUGGCAAGCAUGGGGGUGCCAGGAGUAGGAAUGGGCCUGAGUCACUCCAUCAGCCCAGCGGUGGUCCCGCCCAAACAAGAUGCCUUCGCUAACUUUGGCAGUUUUGGGAAAUGAAGGUUAGCAGUCUGGACGUGUGAGUGUGUGUGUGUGUGUGUGUGUGUGAGUGAGCAUGAAUGUGUGAAACUGCGAGCAAAUGAACUACAGAAGGACUUUGCUGUACUUGAAGACAACCUUGCAUGUCUCACUGUCUGCCUCCGCUCUUCGGUGAGCUGGCACCAGUGAUCUUUCAUCAUCUCGGUCCAAUGGCACCAUCUACGUGAAAGUGCGGCACGCGCCGAUUCUCCACAGAGGAAACCAGAGGGGGGCGCGAAGGUGUCAGUACAUAAUCGGUCAUCGUUACUUCCCUUUACUGGAAAAAUCAUUGUCUUCACGUGAGAUUUUCUAAAACCGCAUAUAUCUUCCUUCAUUCUGUUAUUCUCUGCACAAAGAAUUCAGUCUAACUAAAACGGCGCUGAGGCCUUAAUUUUGCAUAGUAGGUGAGAAAUUCAGUUGGUAUUUUGCUGUCCUAAUUUCAUAAUUUUUUUUACAUUUAUUUACAUUUUUGUUGAGAUUUUUAACAUAACAAAAACAUAUAAACUACAGCACCGACUGAACAAAACAGCAAAACUUCACCAUGUACGCGCUCCAAUCAAAAUUCCUAGGUUAUAAAAUCCAAGCUGACUCUGCUAAGCCCUUUUCAGACAUGAAACAUGCCAAACUUUUGUUUGGUUUUGUAUAUUCUGCACCAGACAGCUUCAUUCACACAUGUCCGGGUUUGUUUAUGUUGACCAUUCAUGUAACGUUGGUGGUUGCGGGUCAAAGCUCAGCCGCAUUUCAGUGCCUCCUACUUCCAUUUUGUACCAGUAAACAAACCAUUGCUUACCCAUAGCUAAGCCGUAUGAAUUUAUUUCCCACUGUAUUAGAGCAAUGUUCAGAAACUAUAGACUUUAAAGGUCACAUCCGAUAUAGUUUAAAUGAGUUAUAUAUAAUUAUCGGAAAACUUUGUGUCAUAGUCUGUUUGUGUUUAUUUUGUCACUAGAAUAUGACAAAUUAAGGUCUCUGAUUAAACCAAAUGAACUCUAAUUUGGUUAAUAAUUGACCUCAUGCUGGUACAGGAUGUUUAUUAGGGUCAUGUGACUAAAAAAAAACAGUUUCACCCCCACAUGCUUAAAUCAUAGCAUAUGUGUCUAUUUGUCACUGUGGAUAAGAAUUUUCACGAUUAUGGGGAUUCAUUUUCAUAAAACCACUGAAGUAUCAUACAGAAUUUAGUGUAGGACUUUGUAUCUUCUACACAUUACCAUAAUACUAUUUUGCAGUAUGAAGCAAUUGGAUUAUGAUCCCUGAUGAUAAAAAAACAACAACAAACAAACCAAAAGAAACCCUUAAGUGGCCUCUUGCAGUUUGCCAUUUUUUGGAGACAUUUAACCACGUUUACAUGAUACUAUGGGGAGAAUAUAGAAUAUUCAGGUACAAAACCUCCCCUCUGGUGGGUACAUAUUGUUAUAUGGUCAAUAUAAAAUGUGCCUCAUCACACAUUUCAUACCUAACAAAGUUUGGUAGAAAAUGACCAAGGCACCUUGACCUGCCCCAUCACUAUGAAAACAUAGUAGACGAUGGGUUUUAGAUAUUUAUGAAGUUAAUUUACAGUUUUCUCUUAACCUGCCUGUUAGCAAUACAGUAUGUCAGGAUUCUUACGUUUUGUUACAAAAAAACAGUGGAGAAUUGCAACAAGUGAAAAAUAAUUAUAGUUAGAAAGAAGAAGCUUCCGCAGCAGCCAUUGAGCAGUUUUAAAAUCCAUAUUUUCUGAGGGGAACAAUGUAAAGGUACGGCGUCUUAUUGCUGAAAAGAAACCCACUAAAUAAGGACGUUUUAAUGGUGCUUUCCAUUAUUCCGAAUCUAAACAGGUGCUCGGACAUCAGGUUCCCACUCUAACUGCUAAUGCAAUGGAAAACCAGCAGGAUGGUUAUGCAGAGUUGACCCUGGUAGUCUUGCUUUUUUUUUACCAGAUUCACAGAAAUUUGGACUGUUCCCGUCUGAAAGGGGCUUUGCAGCACAGAGAAUGCAGGGGCCACAAUGAGUCAACUAUAACACAGAAAUCCUUGCCUGUUCUGCUUGUGCCACACCGUGGUUGAGUUGCUGCUUUAUAUCUGGACCCAGACGAGCCCGUUUCUUUAUUUCUCUUUUAUGUGAUCUAAUUUCUUUUUUAUCGGCUUGUUGCAUUACAAUAUUUGGACAGGUACUGUUGAAUGAUCCUUGUGUUGAUUUCUGACUGCAUUUACCACCUUGCCGUCUGAUAAAGGCCCAGUCAGUGUUCUAUUAGAGUGCUACUGACUUAUUUUGUCUUUAUGCAACUCCUGUUGCUUCAGUGUUGCUUUCUGACCCACAUACAUCAAUAAUGUGUCAUUAACCUUUUUGCAUACAAACCGUUUUUUAUGCAUCGAGCUAAGGAAGCACUUUUCUAUCAGCUUUGGUGGAAAAAGAGUCACCAGAACAGCAUAAGCUGCAACAUUACUUCUAUGUUUACAGCGGAUUCUGGGAAAUACCUCUGACGUGAACCUUGAGUUGGAAAUUAUUUUUGCCAGCAAACAUUUUUCACCUGCACCUCGCAAUCCAUUGGUUAGAGAGGACACUCCUCAACAUUUGAUACAGAUUGAAUAGGCUGGAGACCAAUCCAAAGGGUUUGGGGUGACAUUUGUGUGAGAAAUGGAUGACUGGGUGUUUGUGACUUUAUGUAUGAGUACAAGUUUCCUCUGUUUGAUGUACAAACACAGCUACGCAGAGCCUCUUGUCAUUUUCUGAGGCACCGCCCUCCAAAUGACCAAAUCUUUAUUUUGUUACUCAGAAUUAUAAUUCCAUAGGUUUUAGUUUAAUAUUUUAUUAGUUGUAAUGUUAUGUUCACAGGGGAGAAUCGCAGCUACCGUGAUUUAGUUUACUUGAAUCAUGUUUUUUUUUUUUUUUUUCUUCACAGAUCUUUUGAUUUGAUUACUGUAUAUUUUCUGUACUUCAUUCAACAUUAAAUUAAAUUAUAACAUUAAA